Molecule: messenger RNA, 405 nt
Organism: Protopolystoma xenopodis
Lineage: Eukaryota; Metazoa; Platyhelminthes; Monogenea; Polystomatidea; Polystomatidae
Source: the annotation of a GenBank genome assembly
AGCAAGUUACUAGCCCGUCCCGAGAGUCGGCUCGACACCACCUGGUCGCUCCGAGAGAGGGGCCACAAUGUGUUUACGACCAGUCGACGGCCUCCCCUCGGGCCACCCCAAACCCGGCCCUUUAUGUGCCCCUUGUCUCCACAGGUGUCUUCCCAAUUGUACACACACACACACACACACAUACACACACAUUUUAUUGGCCCCUGUAUUCGAAUGCCUGCUCCACACAUGAUCCUUUCUUGUCUUUUAACACAAAAAAACAUCGACAUGCCUCCACUCGGGAUGCCCAUUUUGCCCAGUUCCCAGGCCUAUCCAGUGAUGUGGUUGCCCCCUCUUUCAACCAAACAACCCAAUUCACGAACUGAAAUGGACCCGGGGCAGAGGAUGGAUCGCGAACGCGGGUGA